GGCACAGCCCGGGUAUUGCGCUUCCCUGGGACCGCUAGGACAUCUGGAUACACAGAUUGGUGGAGCUGCCAAGAGAUAUAGGGGCGCACAGGACUCUGGAACUACAGAAAUAUCUGGGGUUCACAGGACCAUAGAGCUGCAAAAAUAGUUUGAGGGGCACAGGGCCCUGGAGCUGCUAUUGAAAGAUCUGGGGGGCACAGAACCCAAUACUAAGAUCAAGGGGUACCCAGGAGCUGGGUGGACAGUAGGUGCUCAGGACUUUUUGACUGGAGAAAGUCACUGGGGUCCUGCUGGCAGUUAGUUGUGGGAUGCUGCCAGUUGGGUGUUAGUGUCUGUCUGGCUGUUAGGGAUUGAUUCGGCAGUUUAAUGUAAGCCUUGCUCUCUGCUUUGGCUUGUGGGAGAUUUGGGUUUAUAGUGGUGCCGGUCCCAGUCUGGGACUGGGUCUCUGUGCCGGGUGCCCUGGAGAGCUGCAAGCUCAGGGGUUUGGGUGCUGUUUGGUGGGGUCUAGACUAGAGAUUUGAGGCUUUGGUUGGCGGCUUGUAGCCUGUAGGCUAGAAGUUUGGGGUGUUAAUCUUGUCUAGUAUUUGGGGGUGUUGCUUGGAGGGUACCAGCGGCUUACUUGAGGUUUGGGGGCUACUUACGUUGCUGCUGCAGCCCCAAGCAGUGCAGGGCCCCCAGAGAAGGUGGUCCCGGGGCUGGAGGGCAAUAACAUGGAGGAACAGACUGAGCAAAGCCCCGGGGCCCCAAGUGAGCCAGAUCCAGGGGCCUCCCCGCCCCCUCUGCACCCUGCGCCCCCCACUCACCGGACCACUAACUUCUUCAUAGACAACAUUCUCCGGCCGGACUUUGGCUGCAGGAAAGAGACGCCCGGGAGGGACAGCUCCAGUCCUCUGCACAGCCGCCCGGGAAACCCUUCUCCCAGCCCGGACUCUGACACCCCAUCUGACAGUUCCAAGGGCAGCGACUCCAACCCGGCUCUGCUCCUGGUGGGCAACGCUGUGACCCCUGCGCGCAAAAACGACUCCAUAGUGUGGCCUGCCUGGGUCUACUGCACUCGCUACUCCGACCGGCCUUCCUCUGGCCCCAGGACCCGCAAGCUGAAGAAGCAGAAGAGCGAAAAGGAGGACAAGAGACCCCGAACAGCCUUCACUGCUGAGCAGCUCCAGAGACUGAAGGCUGAGUUCCAGGCCAAUCGCUACAUCACAGAGCAGAGGAGACAGACCUUGGCCCAAGAGCUGAGUCUCAAUGAAUCCCAAAUAAAGAUCUGGUUCCAGAACAAAAGGGCCAAGAUCAAAAAGGCAUCAGGCAUGAAGAAUGGGCUAGCUCUACAUCUCAUGGCUCAGGGACUGUACAACCACUCCACUACAACUGUGCAGGAGAAGGAGGAGAGUGAGUGAGGGGGCAGCACCCCCCAGUGACUGUGCUAAUGUUCUACUACUACUGUGCAGGAUAGUGAGCAAAGGGGAAACUCUGCCAAGUGACUGUGAAGCUGCCAUUCUGCUAUUGGGCAGGAGGGUGAGUAAAUGGGACAGCCCAGUCUGGUGCCAGUACUAAUUGCACUUGUGCAGAAUAGACUUUGGGGAAAUCUACCCAAUAACAGGGAAAUCUCCUGCACUCUUUGUGGUGACCAUGAGACACCCAAUAAUAUGGAUACAAUGAACUCCCUCAGAGUAUGGACCCUACAAAUAUACCUUUUGCUGUAUGGACCCCAGUGUUCCCCCUUAUCGAUUCCAGGUUUUUUGACGGUUCCCCUUUAACUGUAGAACCAGUUUCUGGGCACCCCACAAAUGGAGGUGCUGAACUGCCCUUUCAAGCCAAAGAUUUUCUGCUGUUGGAGUUGUGUAACCUGAAUAAAGAGUGUGUUGUGCCCGGACCCAACUGCCCCGUAACUUAUUUGCUAAUAAAUCCAGAGGCAAUCACACAUUUCUCCUGUGUUUGUGGGAAGGAGGGUUUGGGGUUGGAAGCUGCAGUGCCCUGUGGCUGGAGGGCUGGUAAAUACUGCCAAGGGAAUCCUAAAAGCAACACCUAAAAGGAAAAUCCUCCCAAAGAUAUGAAUUUGCCUGAUGAAAGAAAAUAUUAUUUUAAACAACUCCCCAGUAUCCAUUCAUUCCUCGUCCUCACUGGGUUUAAUGUAGUGAUACACUGA
This is a messenger RNA of Xenopus laevis (African clawed frog), 2146 nucleotides long. RefSeq names its product engrailed homeobox 1 S homeolog (gene en1.S). Gene Ontology annotation, biological process: regulation of transcription by RNA polymerase II; regulation of DNA-templated transcription; neuron differentiation. Lineage: Eukaryota; Metazoa; Chordata; Amphibia; Anura; Pipidae. The record is from RefSeq and is a predicted model, not a curated record. Gene Ontology annotation, molecular function: DNA-binding transcription factor activity, RNA polymerase II-specific; DNA binding; RNA polymerase II cis-regulatory region sequence-specific DNA binding. The coding region runs from base 711 to 1397 and encodes 228 amino acids. Gene Ontology annotation, cellular component: nucleus. The transcript has 2 exons.